UAGAAAAGCUCAUUGAGAAACAACAGAAACAGAUUGAGAAGGAAAGACGAGAUAAAGAUCAUUGAUGAGUCUCACGGGAUGGGAAGAGAAUGAAAAUUUGAAAGAUGAUGAGCUCCCAUGAAUGCCUGCAAAAAGGGUUUUAGGGUAUCAAGCAGAUUUCCAUUAAUGGCGAAAGGGAGGAAUACCUCCCGGCUUACAGCUAGGCGAUCGUCGACUGUGCCGCUCGUUCUCGCCAUGCUUCUAACCUUAACUCUAGUUCUCCUCAUGCUUCUCACUCUCGGAAUUCUCUCUCUCCCUGUUGUUUCUGAAGAUUCCUCUCCGAUCCGUGAUCGAAUUCACUUUGGCCGUAAAGCUAAACUCUUCUCAAAUCAGGGAAGAAUGGAGAAGAGAGGAGAGCAGUGGGUGGAAAUCAUUUCUUGGGAACCUAGGGCUUUCAUCUAUCAUAACUUUUUGUCCAAGGAGGAAUGCGAAUACUUAAUAGAUCUAGCUAAACCCCAUAUGCGAAAAUCGACUGUUGUUGAUAGCAAAACUGGAAAGAGUAAGGAUAGCAGGGUCCGUACAAGCUCUGGAACAUUUCUGAAGAGAGGAAAGGACAAAACCAUUAUGAAGAUAGAAAAAAGGAUAGCAGACUUCACAUUUAUACCUGUAGAGAAUGGGGAAGGACUACAAAUUCUUCACUAUGAAGUAGGGCAAAAAUAUGAUCCUCAUUAUGACUACUUUGUUGAUGAGUUCAACACCAAAAAUGGGGGCCAGAGGGUAGCUACGCUUCUCAUGUAUCUAUCUGAUGUAGAAGAAGGAGGUGAAACCAUCUUCCCUGCAGCCCAGGGAAAUUAUAGUGCAGUACCAUGGUGGAAUGAACUGUCUGAAUGCGGUAAGAAGGGAUUGUCUGUAAAACCCAAAAUGGGUGAUGCAUUGCUUUUCUGGAGUAUGAGACCUGAUGCCACACUAGAUACAACUAGUUUGCAUGGUGGUUGUCCUGUAAUAAUUGGAAACAAAUGGUCAUCAACAAAAUGGAUGCACGUUGAUGAAUACAAGAUAUGAACUUACUACUGUUUCAAGGUGUAUUAAUAAUAAUAAUCUGAGGAUGGUGAGGAUUCUGUCUGCACAAGGAAGCAGCUCAAGUCUAAGAAAGAAGGCUUAGCAUAUUUUUCAUCUUCUUAGACAAGUGUUACUUCUUAUUAAAGAGGUUAGCUUUGAGUAUUCUUUUUUUUUUUUUUUUUUUUAUCUUGUCUUAGCUAGCUUUCUUCUUCUGGUUAUCAGUUGUUUUCUUUAAAAUUGUAGACAGGUACAUGUAGUAAUGUUAUAAUAGAGCAAUGAUAGAAAUACAAGCAGAUUGACAGUUAUUUUUC
Messenger RNA from Impatiens glandulifera, 1349 nucleotides. RefSeq names its product probable prolyl 4-hydroxylase 3. Gene Ontology annotation, molecular function: L-ascorbic acid binding; procollagen-proline 4-dioxygenase activity; iron ion binding. The coding region runs from base 118 to 1041 and encodes 307 amino acids. Gene Ontology annotation, cellular component: endoplasmic reticulum. The record is from RefSeq and is a predicted model, not a curated record. The transcript has 10 exons. Lineage: Eukaryota; Viridiplantae; Streptophyta; Magnoliopsida; Ericales; Balsaminaceae. Gene Ontology annotation, biological process: peptidyl-proline hydroxylation to 4-hydroxy-L-proline.